AUGGGCUAUAGAGUUGGAAAUAGAGGAGAAAAGUGGCGGCGUUUCUCUUUGAGCGCCGAGACGGCCGCACAUGCGCAGUCAGUCCCUCCAGGUCUGCCUUCAGCCCCGCCCCUCAGAUACGCGGGCGAGAACCAGCCGGCGGGCGCACGCACGUUUACGCGCGGGCUGCGGCUGCGCAGGCGCAAUCGGAGCGCCUUCGCGGAUCGGUGCCGUUGGUUCCGGCAGGUGGUGAAAGUCUGGGCCCUUGGGCCCCGGCCAAGUCUCGGCAGCACGGAGGUGCAGGGUGUCGCCGAGAGUGCGGGGCCGGGCGCCGCCGGCGCUGUGCCCGGCCCCGGGGCUCUGGCUCCGGCCCUGACUCCGGCCCCUGUCGCGGCGCCGGCGUCGCAGUUCACCCUGCUGGUGAUGCACCCCUGUGGGGGGCAGGACGAGGCUGCGGCCGAGGGCGUCCUGAGGCACGCGCCGGCCCCCGGGGGCAGCGCCGGGGCGGGCAAGCCCGUCAGGUACCUGUGUGAAGUGCCGGGCGAUGGCGAGGAGGAGGCGGGGGAGGACGAAGCCGACCUGCUGGACACUUCGGACCCCCCGGGGGGAGGCGAGAGCGCGGCUAGUUUGGAGGAUCUGGAGGACGAGGAGGCCCACUCGGGGGGCGAGGGCAGCGGCGGGGGAGCCCGGAGGCGGGGCAGCGGCGGGAGCGGCGUGAGCAAGACCUGCACCUACGAGGGCUGCAGCGAGACCACGAGCCAGGUGGCCAAGCAGCGCAAGCCCUGGAUGUGCAAAAAGCACCGUAACAAGAUGUACAAGGACAAGUACAAAAAGAAGAAGAGCGACCAGGCCCUGAACUGUGGUGCGACCUCCUCUGCUGCCAGCGCGGGAAACGUCAAACUGGAGGAAAGUGCAGAUAAUAUACUCUCCAUUGUUAAACAAAGAACAGGAUCUUUUGGGGAUCGUCCUGCAAGACCUACUCUUUUAGAACAAGUGUUAAAUCAAAAAAGACUGUCAUUACUGAGAAGUCCAGAAGUAGUGCAGUUUUUACAGAAGCAGCAACAACUAUUAAAUCAGCAAGUUUUGGAGCAAAGACAGCAGCAGUUUCCAGGAGCAUCGGAUUUUCCAAAGCAUGCCUGGAGCUAGGACAGGGAAUGACUC
Molecule: messenger RNA, 1140 nt
Organism: Microcebus murinus (gray mouse lemur)
Lineage: Eukaryota; Metazoa; Chordata; Mammalia; Primates; Cheirogaleidae
Source: RefSeq, a predicted model, not a curated record